Zingiber officinale is the source of this 1998-nucleotide messenger RNA. RefSeq names its product protein EXPORTIN 1A-like. Gene Ontology annotation, molecular function: small GTPase binding; nuclear export signal receptor activity. Bases 358 to 1983 code for a protein of 541 amino acids. NCBI's taxonomy places the organism in Eukaryota, Viridiplantae, Streptophyta, Magnoliopsida, Zingiberales, Zingiberaceae. Gene Ontology annotation, biological process: ribosomal large subunit export from nucleus; protein export from nucleus; ribosomal small subunit export from nucleus. The transcript is spliced from 16 exons. The record is from RefSeq and is a predicted model, not a curated record. Gene Ontology annotation, cellular component: cytoplasm; nucleus.
CCCCCACAAAACCCCAAGCCCCCCGAGCCCAGGCCGCUUCCCCAAUCUCCCACGGCCACUAUAUUUCCCUCUCGCGUCCGCCCUCGAUCGCGCUGACGAUCGCCGAAGGACCGAGCGAAUAAGAGAGGCAGAGAGAGAGAGGAAAAGUCGAAAACAGAAAGGAAAACCUUUUUGGUAUUCGAAUCCAAUCCGCGCGCGCGGCGGCGGGGCCGAAGAGGAGAAGGGCUAGGGUUUGGGAGACUCCCCCCGGCUCGUUGUUCUCUUCACCACUCUGCUCGUUUAGAGAUUGCUCGUCGUUCGAGGCUUCUAAUUGGUGCGCUUUCUGAAGUUUUCUGGUUGGAUCUGCGGCUCGGCGUGAUGGCGGAGAGAUUGAGGGAUUUAAGCCAGCCGAUCGACGUGCCCCUGCUCGAUGCGACCGUGGGCGCAUUUUACGGGACGGGAUCCAAGGAAGAGAGGUCAGCUGCAGACCAGAUACUGCGAGAAUUGCAAAACAACCCUGACACCUGGCUACAAGUGGUUCACAUUCUACAAAAUUCACAAAACUUAAAUACCAAGUUUUUUGCCCUACAGGUACUAGAAAAUGUCAUUAAAUACAGAUGGAAUGCCUUGCCAGCUGAACAACGGGAUGGAAUAAAGAAUUACAUAUCUGAUGUCAUUGUACAGCUUUCUAGUAAUGAAACCUCUUUCCGGAAGGAGCGAUUGUAUGUUAAUAAGCUUAAUGUCAUAUUAGUGCAGGUCUUAAAGCAUGAGUGGCCAGCCAGAUGGCAGAGCUUCAUUCCCGAUCUUGUCUCAGCUGCAAAGAGCAGUGAAACAAUUUGUGAAAAUUGUAUGGCUAUACUGAAGCUUUUGAGUGAAGAGGUUUUUGAUUUCUCAAGAGGAGAGAUGACUCAACAAAAAAUAAAAGAACUGAAGCAGUCAUUAAAUAGUGAAUUUCAACUCAUCCAUGAGUUAUGCUUAUACGUACUAUCAGCCUCUCAAAGAACAGAGCUUAUCAGGGCUACUUUGGCAACACUUCAUGCCUUUCUAUCAUGGAUUCCACUUGGCUAUAUAUUUGAAUCUCCACUGCUGGAGAUACUCUUAAAAUUCUUUCCCAUGGGAUCAUACCGGAACCUUACUCUUCAGUGUUUGACAGAGGUUGCGGCCCUUCAAUUUGGCGACUUUUAUGAUGCACAGUAUGUGAAGAUGUAUACAAUAUUUAUGGCACAAUUGCAGACAAUUAUUCCUCAUGGUACGAAUUUUGCAGAAGCAUACACAAAUGGUUCUAGUGAAGAGCAGGCUUUCAUUCAAAACCUUGCGCUCUUUUUUGCUUCAUUUUUCAAGUGUCACAUCCGAGUACUGGAAUCAGCUCCUGCAAAUAGAGGUGGAUUAUUGAUGGGCCUCGAGUACCUUAUUGGUAUUUCAUAUGUUGAUGACACUGAAGUUUUCAAGGUUUGCUUGGACUAUUGGAAUUUAUUGGUACUUGAGCUGUUUGAAGCGCAUCACAACUUGGAGAACCCUACUCUUUCAGCAAGCUUGAUGGGUCUUCAGACGACACUCAUGCCUGAGAUGGUUGAUGGCCUUGGUUCUCCUCUUCUUCAGAGGCGGCAACUUUAUUCAGUUCCAUUGUCCAAGUUAAGAACACUCAUGAUUUGUCGUAUGGCUAAGCCGGAAGAGGUUUUGAUUGUUGAAGAUGAAAAUGGAAAUAUAGUCCGUGAAACUAUGAAAGACAUCGAUGUCCUUGUUCAGUAUAAGAUAAUGCGGGAAACAUUAAUAUAUUUGUCUCACCUUGAUCAUGAGGACACAGAGCAACAGAUGUUGAAGAAGUUGAACAAACAAUUGAGUGGAGAAGAAUGGUCCUGGAACAACUUAAACACAUUAUGCUGGGCCAUCGGAUCCAUAUCAGGAUCAAUGAUGGAAGAACAGGUAUUCCUUUUCAGUAUGUAUCAGUAUAGCUUAGACACAUCUUUGGUACAAACGUACACUGCAAGUACUUUAGAAAUUUAAUUUCAUUGUUCUUUG